Knipowitschia caucasica is the source of this 363-nucleotide messenger RNA. Lineage: Eukaryota; Metazoa; Chordata; Actinopteri; Gobiiformes; Gobiidae. The record is from the annotation of a GenBank genome assembly.
AUGCAGCCUCAGUCCACUGGGAUCUCACAUAAACUCAACAUGAAGGGACCUCUGGCUGUUUAUCUGCUCACAUUGUUUUUCCUGCUGUCGCCUGCAGAUCUGCUGAACCUUUGCCUGAACAACGAUGUGAAAAUGGGUAGAAUGGCAUGUAUGACUGCCAUGUCAAAUGAAGCAGGAUUUGGACCAGAUCCAGAAAACAACUCCACAGAUGUGCCACUUGAGAGAAGCUAUCCAGAAGUAUUCUUGAAUGAAACAAUGUAUACGUUUAACUUGAAUGAAGCAAUGGACGAAUCAAAGUCCAAUGAAACCCUGGACGUGUCAAAGUUGAAUGAAUCUAUGGCGACCUUGAGGGCCCAGGUAUGA